Molecule: messenger RNA, 2901 nt
Organism: Fomitopsis serialis
Lineage: Eukaryota; Fungi; Basidiomycota; Agaricomycetes; Polyporales; Fomitopsidaceae
Exons: 2
Coding region: 1-2901 (966 amino acids)
Source: RefSeq, a predicted model, not a curated record
AUGAAUUCGUUCAGACUAGGCGGAGCACCCCCUCCCACGCAGAACAGCGGUCCGAAACCACGUCACGCACGUUCUCACUCUCGUAAUGGGUCGGUUUCUGUCCCCCUUUCUUUCCCUACGCCAUCUGUGGCGACAACCGAUGAGCCUCCUUCCCCCACUCGCACAUCGGUGUCCUCCAAACGCAGCUCCCAUCAUCGCCGCCGCUCUUCGGUGUCGACUCGUAGGGAAUCUGCCGACAUGAUGGGUGUCUCGCUACCCCAUAUCCCGCAAUCUGUUUCAGACGACAACAUCAACCUCGGCGACAAAGACUCUGUUCGUCGACGGGCACUGUGGGCAUUGGAAGGCAAGACCGAUGUAGGGUCCUUCUCGAAGGUCGAGAUCCCCGAGUUCGAUGCAAAGGAGCCCAGCAUGCGUGCGUUCGAGUUUCCCAGCAAGCCAUCAUUUCCGCCUGGCACCGGCAACAAGCGCGAGUCAUUUGGCAAGCUCAUGGCCUCGGCCUCGGCCAAGGAACAGUUGGGCACGCUGGUAGAGGAAGAGGAGGAGGAGGAAGAGCAAGCACCUAUAUCGGCAUCCUCAGUGGAGGUUACCGUGACCUCGCCGUCGCCUGCACCUGUGAGGCACCGGCCAGCAAGCCUCAAUUUGCGUCCUCUCUCCCUUGCGAUUGGCAGCGUCGUGACUGGUGAUCUCCCCACCCCCACCCCGACGCCCUCGCCGAGCCCCGGCGCACGUUCUGGCCUCCGUUCACUGACCUUGGCUUCCAAGCGCCAGUCGCUGAACCUCCCGUCGGCGCCUUCGCCGUUGUCGGGCGCCCCUGCACGCCGGCCGUCUCUCAACCUGGACCUCAACAUGGAGCACCAUCAGUCCUUUCGGAACUCGCAGUUAUCGCGACGUUCUAGUGUCUCCUACGUGUGCUCGACGGACACAGCCCCGCAAACCAUGAUUGGCCUGCCGACGCCCGAGAUGACGCCUACGAGCGCAUCCUCGCGCACAAAGGAAGACAUGGAGUCCUUUCUUGCGAGCCGGUCGACCCGGCCCCUCUCCACGAGUGAACAGCAUUUUCUCUUUCAGGCCCAUACAACGCUUGUGCAGCGUAUCUCGGAUUUGGAGCGAGCACUGUCCUCUCGCAGCAGCCGGUCCUAUUCACGGCCCGUGUCCUAUGCCUCCGACUCGUCCGCCGUGUCUACAGUGAGCAGCGAGCCGAGCGACGAGAUGCUGUCGCUGAUCGCGGACCUGAAAGCGGAGCGCGACGAGCUCAAGAGGGACGUCGAUGGUUGGCGGAUGCGCGUGAGUGACCUCGAGAAGCAGAUUAGCCUGUACGCGAAGCGCAUCGAUGCCGAGCGUCGGGACGCGUGGGUCGCUCGCCAGCGUGUUGGUCUCCUGGAGGUGGAAAGGGCCGGUCUUGAAGAGGCCCUCCAAGCCAAGACUGCUGAAGCCAAGGGCGCGGUCGAAGAGCUAGAGCAGGUCAAGACGGAGAAGACCGUUGUGGAGCAGGAGGUCGAGCGCUUGAAGGCGGAGCUAGAGCGCAUGUCCACCGCGCAGAACGAGUGUGUGCGUCUGCAGGGCGAGCUGGACGAGGAGAGGAAGAAGCGGGAGGAGAUUGAGAGGGAGCUGGAGCAUGCUGGCCUUAUGAACACUCCCCGGGCGUUUGAGGUCCCUGCGGCUAUGUCGCGGACGAUGAUGUUUGCUAGGAGCCGCGGCCUCGGUUUCCAGUCGAUCGAUUCGGAGGGCUCAUUCACCGACGUCGAGUCUGUGGACAGCCCGAGGGACAAGCUCGAUUUUGGGUUGAAGGCUGUUGCGGAGGAGGAUGAGGAGACGCUGUCUAACAUGUCGGAGGAGGACGAGCUCGCGAGGUUCGAAGACGAAGAAGAGGGCGAUGAUGAUGUGUUCCCCCAUUCCUUGACCACGUCCUCCUUCGGUUCCGUGGCGGAUGACAACGAGCCAGCGCCUCAGCUAGAUGAGGUCCCUGAGUUGACGCGUUCUGCGUCAGCGACGCCCUCGCCCCUGCCAACCCCGAGUGCCACGCAGCAAGUACACUCCCGCCAUGUAUCGCUCUCGACCACUUGGACUUUCCCGACGUCUGGGGCCGUCGUCACGGUUUCCCGUGUCGACGAGAUUGACCGUUUCUUCGGAUGCCUGGAGGAUGUCGACAACUCUCCUCCCAUGGAUUCCCGCUUGCGCUCGCUCGAGAGUGGCAAGACGCUCUUCUCGCAGGCUCUGGCGCAGGCGGACGACGAUUUCCCGCCUUUCUUCAUCCCUGCUGAUGUAGGUGUUGAGGUUACCCCAGAGUCGCCGAAGCGCGAGCUGGACAUUGUCAUGGAGGAAGAGGAGGAAGAGGAGGAGGAAGAGGCUGUGCAGCCUGAUGCUGAUGAGGAGUUUGUCGGCGAAGUUGACGAGGGUGGGAUCAAGUUCACCUUCGAGAUCCCGCCUGAGUUCCAGGUUGUCCAAGAGCCGGAACCCACCCCUGCGCCAUCGACUCCUGCGCAGAAAUCUUCGCCUGCCGUGCAGACGCCUGUCGCCGAGGAAGCUGACAGCUCUUUCAGGUUCCCUCAGACGCGGGCGGCGAACGCAUACCCCUCGCCCUCAUCAAUCCCGCGCCUUGCGUCGGCCAAGACGACUGGUACUCCGAAGUCGCCUGUGCUCCCUGCGCGCAACACCAACAUUCCGAGCCCGUUCCAGACUCCCCCAGCGAAAUGUGGCGGGGCGUCGCCGACGUUUAUUCCCCAGCCUCGUAUCAAGAGCCCGCCUCUUUCCGCAAGCAAGACUACGUCUUUCAUUCCGCAGCCGCACCGCCCCUCUCCGGCGUCUGUCAAGCCCUCCGGCAUUCCCGUUAUGAGCCCUUCCAGUACGCGCCUCCCCAGCCUGAUGUCAGUCAUUGUUUCUGACGGAGUUCGCGUCGCGUAG